Messenger RNA from Molossus molossus (Pallas's mastiff bat), 6824 nucleotides. RefSeq names its product copine 1 (gene CPNE1). NCBI's taxonomy places the organism in Eukaryota, Metazoa, Chordata, Mammalia, Chiroptera, Molossidae. Gene Ontology annotation, cellular component: nucleoplasm; plasma membrane; ribonucleoprotein complex. The record is from RefSeq and is a predicted model, not a curated record. The transcript is spliced from 3 exons. The coding region runs from base 1377 to 4208 and encodes 943 amino acids. Gene Ontology annotation, biological process: regulation of RNA splicing; positive regulation of tumor necrosis factor-mediated signaling pathway; cellular response to calcium ion. Gene Ontology annotation, molecular function: calcium-dependent phospholipid binding; RNA binding.
UGUUAGGUGAAAAAUGUGAAACUUUAGAAACCAUUGUGGUAGUUACUUGGAUCAUAUUGUUAUGUACGAAUACCAGUAUACUUAAGGCUUCUUUCACUUUCUUUGACAUGCCAAAUAUUUUGAUUGUUGAAUAUUGAGAGUUUGGGGGCUGUUGGUAUAAUUUUUAGAUGUGAAACUUGAUUUUGUGGGCCAGUGUGUUCUAGGUGCUGAAAUCCAGUGACAAUUUCAUACUGUUUUUAUUUCAUUUUGUAAAGAUCCACUCCAUCGUUCAGUUUAGAUGAAUAUUUUUGUAGAUGUUAUAGGAAGAACUUCUAAGUGUCAGUAAUGGUUACACAAAGGAUGCUUUUAGAUAUCCCUCCUCAAAAUGCAGGGACUGUUGUCCAUUUCUGUAUCUCCUGCCUGGCCCACCAGUACUUAAUAAAUAUUCAUGGAAUAAAUGAGUAUUGUUAAAUGUUUUAGGUCAACUAAGCAGAAAAAUAACUUCACCUAAUUUAUAGUUUUUUCAGAUUUUACUAUCACCACUCAUAAACCUUUUGGCCUGCGGAGUUUAGUUCAUUAAAUUUAAAACCAGCUUUUAAACCUUCAGACCAAUACUGAGGGUGAAUGUGGUCUGCUAGGUUAGAACUAGUAUUGUUAUGAAGUUUAAAUCUAGUAAGAUAAUGAACAUUUUUUGUUGGCAUUGGGGGGGAUUGAAAAAUAAUAUUAUAGUCUUUCUGGUAGGAGGAAUAAAUAUUUAGAAAUGCCUUGAUUUUGCUACCUUUGAGUACUGACUGGCAGUUAAUGAGAAAGUUGAGUAAUGUGCUAUCAAGGGGAUACUUCCUCAGUUUCAGAAUUGUUUCAUUAAAAAUAAUCCCAGAAUCUGAAAUGUGAUCUAUUUGGGGAUGGGAACAAAAUCAAGUGAGUGAAGCUGUGGUGUUUUUUGUUUGUUUGUUUGUUUGUUUGGGGGGAGGGGUUGAUAAUGCCUAUUAUAAUUUUAUCAUGCUGCUUGUAGUGUUAUGCCCAUUAUGAUUGGUUCUCUGUUGUUAAUCUCUGAGGUAAUUUGAGGGGCACGGGUUUUUGUUUCUUUUAAAUCUGAAGAAUUUAGCUCUGCCGUAGCCUGGUUCUUGUUGAUUGAAAACUUACUAUUGAACAAAGUUAAAAUUCACUUUUGGAUAUUUAUUACCAGAUGAAGAGUGGAAAUGGUUAAGUUGUGGUUUGUGCCUUGGCUUCCUGAUAAAAGAGGAUUGUUGUCAGACAUUUUAUUCUGAAAUUCCAAGUGAUUGGAAUGGCUGUCUAAAAGUUGGUUUUAAUUGGUUGCCCACAGGAUUGACAUGGCCUCUACUUCUUGUUAAGAAAACAUCUCUUGUUUUAUCAGGUGUGUGUGGUUUCAGCGCAGCAUGGCUGUGGUCAUCCGUUUGCAAGGUCUCCCAAUUGUGGCGGGGACCAUGGACAUUCGCCACUUCUUCUCUGGAUUGACCAUUCCUGAUGGGGGCGUGCAUAUUGUAGGGGGUGAACUGGGUGAGGCUUUCAUCGUUUUUGCCACUGAUGAAGAUGCAAGGCUUGGUAUGAUGCGCACAGGUGGUACAAUUAAAGGGUCAAAAGUAACUCUAUUGUUGAGUAGUAAAACGGAAAUGCAGAAUAUGAUUGAACUGAGUCGUAGGCGUUUUGAAACUGCCAACUUAGAUAUACCACCAGCAAAUGCUAGUAGAUCAGGACCACCACCUAGCUCAGGAAUGAGUGGCAGGGUUAACUUGCCUACAACAGUACCCAACUUUAAUAAUCCUUCACCCAGUGUAGUUACUGCCGCCACUUCUGUUCAUGAAAGCAACAAAAACAUACAGACAUUUUCCACAGCCAGCAUAGGAUCGGCUCCUCCAAAUAUGGGAACUUCAUUUGGGAGCCCAACGUUUAGCUCAACCAUUUCAAGCACAGCCUCUCCAAUGAACACAGUCCCACCGCCACCAAUUCCUCCAAUCCCAGCGAUGCCAUCUUUGCCACCAAUGCCGUCCAUUCCCCCGAUACCAGUUCCUCCUCCAGUACCUACAUUGCCUCCCGUGCCUCCUGUGCCCCCAAUUCCCCCAGUCCCUUCUGUGCCACCCAUGACCCCACUACCACCCAUGUCGGGCAUGCCGCCCUUGAACCCACCACCUGUGGCACCUCUACCUGCUGGAAUGAAUGGCUCUGGAGCACCUAUGAAUCUGAACAAUAACCUGAACCCUGUGUUUCUGGGUCCAUUGAAUCCUGUUAACCCUAUCCAGAUGAAUUCUCAAAGCAGUGUGAAACCACUUCCCAUCAACCCUGAUGAUCUAUAUGUCAGUGUGCAUGGAAUGCCCUUUUCUGCAAUGGAAAAUGAUGUCAGAGAUUUUUUUCAUGGGCUCCGUGUUGAUGCAGUGCAUUUGUUGAAAGAUCAUGUAGGUCGAAAUAAUGGGAAUGGAUUGGUUAAGUUUCUCUCCCCUCAAGAUACAUUUGAAGCCUUGAAACGAAACAGAAUGCUGAUGAUACAACGCUAUGUGGAAGUUAGUCCAGCGACAGAGAGACAGUGGGUAGCUGCUGGAGGCCAUAUCACUUUUAAGCAAAGUAUAGGACCCUCUGGACAAACCCAUCCCCCUCCUCAGACACUUCCCCGGUCAAAAUCGCCCAGUGGGCAGAAAAGGUCAAGGUCAAGAUCACCACAUGAGGCUGGUUUUUGUGUUUACUUGAAGGGGCUACCAUUUGAAGCUGAAAACAAACAUGUCAUUGAUUUUUUUAAAAAAUUGGAUAUUGUGGAAGAUAGUAUUUAUAUUGCUUAUGGACCCAAUGGGAAAGCAACUGGUGAAGGCUUUGUGGAGUUCAGGAAUGAGGCUGACUAUAAGGCUGCUCUGUGUCGUCAUAAACAAUACAUGGGUAAUCGCUUUAUUCAGGUUCAUCCAAUUACUAAGAAAGGUAUGCUAGAAAAGAUAGAUAUGAUUAGAAAAAGACUACAGAACUUCAAUUAUGACCAGAGAGAAAUGAUGUUAAAUCCGGAGGGGGAUGUCAGCUCUACCAAAGUCUGUGCUCACAUAACAAAUAUUCCAUUCAGCAUUACCAAGGUGGAUGUUCUUCAGUUCCUAGAAGGAAUUCCAGUGGAUGAAAAUGCUGUCCAUGUUCUUGUUGAUAACAAUGGGCAAGGUCUAGGACAGGCAUUGGUUCAAUUUAAAAAUGAAGAUGAUGCACGUAAGUCUGAACGCUUACACCGUAAAAAACUUAAUGGGCGAGAAGCUUUUGUUCAUAUAGUUACUCUAGAAGAUAUGAGAGAGAUUGAGAAAAAUCCCCCUGCCCAAGGAAAAAAGGGGUUAAAGAUGUCUGUGCCAGGUAAUCCUGCAGUUCCAGGAAUGCCCAGUGCCGGAAUGCCCAGUGCCGGAAUGCCCAGUGCCGGAAUGCCCAAUGCCGGAAUGCCCAAUGCUGGAAUGCCCGGUGCCGGAAUGCCCAAUGCCGGAAUGCCCAAUGCCGGAAUGCCCGGUGUGGGAAUGCCCGGUGUGGGAAUGCCCAAUGUGGGAAUGCCGAAUGCAGGAAUGCCUAGUGCAGGAGGUGAAGAGCAUGCCUUCCUGACUGUAGGAUCUAAGGAGGCCAAUAAUGGGCCUCCAUUUAAUUUUCCUGGUAAUUUUGGUGGGCCAAAUGCCUUUGGGCCACCACUGCCUCCUCCAGGAUUAGGAGGGGCCUUUGGUGAUGUUAGGCCUGGUAUGCCUUCAGUUGGAAAUAGUGGUUUGCCUGGUCUAGGACUGGAUGUUCCAGGUUUUGGAGGUGGACCAAAUAAUUUAGGUGGGCCAGGAUUUGGAGGGGGGCCUCAGAAUUUUGGAAAUGGCCCUGGUAGCUUAGGCGGCCCCCCUGGCUUUGGAAGUGGCCCUCCUGGUCUUGGAAAUGCCCCUGGCCAUUUGAGUGGGCCACCAGCCUUUGGGCCUGGGCCUGGGCCUGGGCCUGGCCCAAUUCACAUUGGUGGUCCCCCUGGCUUUGGAUCUAGUUCUGGAAAACCAGGACCGACAGUAAUUAAAGUACAGAAUAUGCCCUUCACUGUGUCUAUUGAUGAGAUUUUAGAUUUCUUUUAUGGCUAUCAAGUGAUCCCAGGCUCAGUUUGUUUAAAAUACAAUGAAAAAGGUAUGCCUACAGGCGAAGCCAUGGUGGCCUUCGAAUCUCGGGAUGAAGCCACAGCUGCUGUCAUUGACUUAAAUGACAGACCUAUAGGCUCAAGGAAAGUAAAACUUGUAUUAGGAUAGCUGUUCACAUCAAUUCUUUUUAGGAUAGAUACUCAUAGUGCUGUGAUUAAUGCAUCCAGAUUGUUUUCCUAGUAUUUCCAGGUUAGAACCUGUGGAUUGUUUCAAUUGCAUAUAGAUUGGUUUCUAUAACAUAGAGUAUUGGUUGAAUGUUUACAGAAGACUCACUACCAGGAUAAACAUUGCUGUAUGUUACAGUAAGACUGUCUGGAGGGAACACAAAAAUGAUUUUGGCAUACCAUUAGAAAAACGAUUUGUGAAACUCAAAUGACGACAUAAAGCUUAUCAAGGAGUCUAGAUUGGUUUUGUUUUGUACCAUAUGGGAUGAAGAAAAUAGAAGUGUUAAUAGAGCUCAUUAAGGGAUGCUCUUGCCAGCUGCUGAAAAAUAGAAGUUGGCUACUCUUGGAAUUUGGUUUAAAGCUGGAUAGAUUUGCUUUGUUAUAGGGUCAAAGCUUUGUCUAAAGUCCUCAUUUUCUUUUAAAAUUAAAUAAAAUCUCUGUAUACAGAUUCACUGUAUGUACUUUUAUUGCUUUUUGAGGGUUCUUGCUGUAUAGACAGUCCUGCUUCUGAAGUUGCUGCUUUGUUUGCCUAAUUGACUCAUUUGUAAAUGAGCAGAACUGUUUUGUUGUUUUUUAAUAUAAAACUCCACACUUGGUUUGUGCUUUAACCUUGAACUUUGAUUUCUGAUGUCACACUUAAAACUGGAAUAAGAAAGACUUUGCCACAAAAAUAAAAUCCGGAGUUCUUUACCUACCAGAGCCUUUUUGGUUUGACUGCCAACUUUUAGUUCAGUCAGUUUUAAAAUUGUUCAUGUUGUUUGGAUGGCAUCAAAAACCAGAAACUGUUUUUAAUAAUCAUUAUUUAAGAAACCUGAUUUGAAGUUCUGUUCGUGAUAAACUAAUGUUAUGGCAAUUUCCUUCUGUCCCAAAUUUACGAAAUUUUGGCCUAUAACUAAACGCAGAGUCCAUUCAUAAGAAGGAACAUUAUUAUAGCUAGAUUUUUAAAACCAAAGUUGACAUGGUUAGCUACGUUAGCAAUAAAUAGUAUUAGAGAAUUAAAAAUCUAUAAGCUGGGUUGUAGGUGAUGCAUUAAUCCUGUUACUCAGAGGCUUUUGGUCUAGUUGUUUGAUCAGGAGCCUGUUUACAAAAAUUCUUCAUAGAGAGUAUAAGUGCAGCUGCCAGAGGGGAGAAAAUUGAGACUCCUUGCCCUUUCAUACUCUUUUCUUUGGCAUUCAGGACACUUAGGCAGGAGGACCACAUGGGUUCUGGUUGGUAAGUGUCCUUGUCAUGAAAACAUUUGCCUUACAAUGUCCUGUCCUGCUCACUGCCACACAGGCUUUACUUAUGGUUACUUUCUUUCUUAGUUAAGAUAUUCUAAAGAGGUAUCACAUAAACAUGGAUGGAAUGGGAGAUUGGUGAGACAUCAUGAAAAACAAAUUUUGUCUUUUACAUGGGCCUUUGUCUUGGUUUAAAAUAUCCCCAACAUUUCCUACAAAUCAAUCUACUUACAAAGGGGUCAGCCUUUUAAAAAAAGUAUUUUCUGGAAAAACAAUAGUGCCUUUUUGGUGUUGCAAGUCAGUGGAACACUGAAAUACAGCGUUGUGUAAUUUAGAGUUAAGAGUUUUAUGUUUGGUAAGAUUUGGAAAGCCUUUUCAUCACUACAAUCUUAGAGGAUUGACAGUUCAGGGUUUUUGUUUAGGGAAAGGAUUGGUUAGACUUUCAAAAAGACAUGGCUGUGUUGUGGGUCUUGAUAAUUCACAAAUAAAAUUUGCUUUGACAGAUAAUUAGAUACUGCCUCAACUGAAAAAAGCAAUAUGAUGUUUGUAUAUGCUGUUCAAUUUAAGUUUUCUGUUAAGUAAUCAUUUCUCAUUCCAAGGACAGAGUGCAGAAAACUUCAGCACUGUUAGGAGUUUUAUUUCAACUGCAGAUUAUUUUCCCCACUGGAAAGCUGAACAUUUUUAUUUUAGAAAAAUGGGUUGUUUGAAGAUAAAGUCUUUUAUCUUUUUUUACAAUUUCUUUUGCUUAUAUGUUCGUACAUUCUUAUUAAAUUUUUCAUAUACUUUAUUGCAACUAUUUUGUUAUUCUACAUCUUAGAUAAAUGCUGAAAAGGAAAACUUGAUUUUAUUGUUCAUCAAAUUAAAUAAAUUAAGAAAAUAGUGAUUGUGUAGAAAUUGGAGCAAACUGUUUCAUAUUUGGUCGAAUCACAACAGUGCUUUUCUUGUUGUGAAAUGUAAUUAAAUGCUUUGCCCUUUGGAACUUGAUUUUUGUGUACCUGAGACUUCUUACAUAUUACAUAGUGCUAACUGCUAAGCAUACUAUUCAUCUUGUGCUGGGCAUUGGCGUUUGAGUCUUACAAAAAUUCUUGAAAAUAUGUUAUGUGAAACUAUUCAUACCUCUUUUUUGCACAUUUUCUCAUACAGACUAGGUUUUGGGUGAUAACAAAUUUACGUUUUCUUAUUUGCUUUGUAUGGUAUGAAGGAUUUGUAAAGCUUUGCUCAAAGUUGUGUGCAUUUGUAAACACUAUCAUAUUUACAAUAUUAUGUGUAAAUUGUAUUGUCUAUUUUGGUGACUGACAUUAAUGGAAGAGACUCUUUUCCAUUAGGUUUAAUAUUUUUUCUAC